ACUUCCUGUUUUCAUUACGUAAAACUCCAGUAGCCAAUGAGCGACCGGUAUUCGGCGAGUGGGCGGGUUCUGUGGGUUCAUCUGAAGCGCAGGUCAGAACCGCGUGACGUCGACUGAACGUGCUCUGUCUCCGUAUGUCUCCCGCUGCUGCGUGUCUCUGCGUUCUGUGCGGGUUACCGGCGGCCGGUAAGUCCCGCCUGGCGCGGGAGCUGCGGGGUCGCGCACAGACGCGCGGAUGGAGGACGCUUCUCGUGACAUAUGACGAGCUGAUACCGGCGCGCGACUGGCAGGAGACUGAAUGGAAGUGGCACAGGAAGACGGUUAUAAUGUGUCUGGAGAGAUUCCUUCAUCAGACUCUCUCCGAUCAGACUCACACACUCUCCGAUCAGACUCACACACUGUCGGAUCAGACUCACACACUCUCCAAUCAGACUCACACACUCUCGGAUCAGACUCACACACUCUCAGAUCAGACUCACACACUGUCGGAUCAGACUCACACACUCUCCGAUCAGACUCACACACUGUCCGAUAAGACUCACACACUCUCGGAUCAGACUCACACACUCUCGGAUCAGACUCACACACUCUCGGAUCAGACUCACACACUGUCGGAUCAGACUCACACACUGUCGGAUCAGACUCACACACUCUCCGAUCAGACUCACACACUGUCGGAUCAGACUCACACACUCUCCGAUCAGACUCACACACUCUCCGAUCAGACUCGCACACUCUCGGAUCAGACUCGCACACUCUCGGAUCAGACUCACACACUCUCGGAUCAGACUCACACACUCUCGGAUCAGACUCACACACUCUCGGAUCAGACUCACACACUCUCGGAUCAGACUCACACACUCUCGGAUCAGACUCACACACUCUCCGAUCAGACUCACACACUCUGCGAUCAGAAUCACACACUCUCGGAUCAGACUCACACACUCUCGGAUCAGACUCACACACUCUCGGAUCAGACUCGCACACUCUCCGAUCAGACUCGCACACUCUCCGAUCAGACUCACACACUCUCAGAUCAGACUCACACACUGUCGGAUCAGACUCACACACUCUCCGAUCAGACUCACACACUCUCCGAUCAGACUCACACACUCUCCGAUCAGACUCACACACUCUCCGAUCAGACUCACACUCUCUCAGAUCAGACUCACACUCUCUCAGAUCAGACUCACACACUCUCAGAUCAGACUCACACACUCUCAGAUCAGACUCACACUCUCUCGUAUCAGACUAACACACUGUCGGAUCAGACUCACACACUGUCGGAUCAGACUCACACACUGUCGGAUCAGACUCACACACUCUCGGAUCAGACUCACACACUCUCAGAUCAGACUCACACACUCUCAGAUCAGACUCACACACUCUCCGAUCAGACUCACACACUCUCGGAUCAGACUCACACACUCUCGGAUCAGACUCACACACUCUCGGAUCAGACUCACACACUCUCCGAUCAGACUCACACACUCUCCGAUCAGACUCACACUCUCUCCGAUCAGACUCACACUCUCUCCGAUCAGACUCACACACUCUCCGAUCAGACUCACACACUCUCCGAUCAGACUCACACACUCUCCGAUCAGACUCACACACUCUCGGAUCAGACUCACACACUCUCCGAUCAGACUCACACUCUCUCCGAUCAGACUCACACUCUCUCCGAUCAGACUCACACUCUCUCCGAUCAGACUCACACUCUCUCCGAUCAGACUCACACUCUCUCCGAUCAGACUCACACACUCUCAGAUCAGACUCACACACUCUCAGAUCAGACUCACACUCUCUCGUAUCAGACUAACACACUGUCGGAUCAGACUCACACACUGUCGGAUCAGACUCACACACUGUCGUAUCAGACUCACACACUCUUUGAUCAGACUCACACACUCUCCGAUCAGACUCACACACUCUCCGAUCAGACUCACACACUCUCCGAUCAGACUCACACACUCUCCGAUCAGACUCACACUCUCUCCGAUCAGACUCACACACUCUCCGAUCAGACUCACACACUCUCCGAUCAGACUCACACACUCUCCGAUCAGACUCACACACUCUCCGAUCAGACUCACACACUCUCAGAUCAGACUCACACACUCUCCGAUCAGACUCACACUCUCUCCGAUCAGACUCACACACUCUCAGAUCAGACUCACACACUCUCCGAUCAGACUCACACACUCUCCGAUCAGACUCACACACUCUCGGAUCAGACUCACACACUCUCGGAUCAGACUCACACACUCUCGGAUCAGACUCACACUCUCUCCGAUCAGACUCACACACUCUCGGAUCAGACUCACACACUCUCCGAUCAGACUCACACACUCUCGGAUCAGACUCACACACUCUCGGAUCAGACUCACACACUCUCCGAUCAGACUCACGCACUCUCUGAGGCUGAUGGAGUCUGGACGAGGUUUGAGCAGAUGCGGCAGCAGCAGAGCGUCUCUCACACACACACACACACACACUCGCAGCCGCUCGUGGUUCUGCUGGACGAUAACUUCUACUACCAGAGCAUGAGAUACCAGAUCCAGCAGCUGGCCAGGAAGUAUGGCGUGGGUUUCUGUCAGGUGUUUCUCCAGUGUCCGCUGCACGUGUGUCUCCAGAGGAACCGGUGCAGACCUCAGUCUGUUCCUGAUGAAGUUCUGCUGCAGAUGUGUGAGCGAAUGGAGCCUCCGAACGAGAUCAAAAACCCCUGGGAGCAGCAGAGCCUGACACUGGACAGCACAGAUGACAUCGCAGACAGACACAUACAGAAGCUGAUGGACUUGCUUGUGUCUGCGCUGGAAAACCCUGUGAGCCCCGUCCAGUACGAGUCGCAGCAGAAGGAGGCUGACAGACGGAUUUGUGCAUCCAGCGUUCUUCGUCAGGUGGAUCAGACCUGUAGACGACUGGUUUCUCAGACGCUGAUAUCAGCUCGAGAAGGCCAGGCGUCUCCAGACGUGAUGAAGGCUCUGGCUAAAGCACUGAUCGAGCUGAAGACUGUGUUCCUGCAGGAGCUGAAGAAGGAUGUUCUCCAUCGUGUCUCAGUUUUCCCAGAGGAGCCCGUCGAUAAUGAGAAGCUCCUGAUGGACAUGUCUGCGGCGUUCCAGCGACGCUCACAUGAGAUUGUGUCCAAACACAUGUGAAACAUGACUGAUCGUCUCUAGCAUGCAUUUGAUUCCUGAUAAUAAAUCAAACUAUGCUAAGUCUUUUUCAUGGACUUGUGAUUGCGCAUUAGAUGUCAAUUUAAUAAAGUUUCUGCAAAUGCAUCUGUCAAA
Molecule: messenger RNA, 3290 nt
Organism: Carassius carassius (crucian carp)
Lineage: Eukaryota; Metazoa; Chordata; Actinopteri; Cypriniformes; Cyprinidae
Exons: 7
Coding region: 135-3158 (1007 amino acids)
Source: RefSeq, a predicted model, not a curated record